This is a messenger RNA of Closterium sp. Naga37s-1, 2430 nucleotides long. The record is from the annotation of a GenBank genome assembly. NCBI's taxonomy places the organism in Eukaryota, Viridiplantae, Streptophyta, Zygnematophyceae, Desmidiales, Closteriaceae.
AUGGCGGUUGUGAACAUGUCGUUCUACCGCUGGGAGAGCGUCACGCCGCCGCCCGUCUUCGACUGGCGCACGACUACUUCCAUUACGCCCAUCCAGACGCAGUUUCAGUGCUCAAGCUGCUGGGCGAUCGCAGCCAUCGAUUCCGUCGCCAUGAUGUGGUCCAUUGCCAACAAUGCCACAGCAGAACAGCUGUCACCGCAGCAAGUGUGCGACUGCGCGACGAAGCAGUGCUGCCAGGGCGGGUGGCCCGAGUGGGCCUUUUCCUACGUGCUCUUCAACGGCGGCGUCACGUCCAACGCCAACUACCCCUACCUCGCCUACGAUUCCGCCACGUGUCUGCUCGACACAACCAUGCCGUCAACGGCGCAGAUCACGGGGUGGGAGCUGGUGCCGGCAUUCAACGCCAUGGCGCUCAUGAAGGCCGUGACGAAGCAGCCCGUUGUCGCAUUCCUUAGCGCGUCGUCCACGGACUUUGUGAUGUACAAGAGUCGCGACGUGCUGAACAUUUACAACGGGCUGUGCACGACGGAGGUGAACCACGCGGUGGUGGUCGUGGGCUUUAACUACACCGGCCCCAGCCUCAACGGCAGCUACUGGAUCAUCAAGAAUUCGUGGUUCGAGACGUGGGGCGACCACGGCUACAUGUACCUCGCCAUGACGCCCGACGUGCGCGGGAAAUGCGGGCUGCUCUCAACCCCCGCCAUGUACCCCGUCUACUUCCCAUCGGGGCAGCAGCCGGCGCGCUUCUCGUCGGACAAGGGCGGCAAGUGGAAAAUCAACAAAGUGGACGACCUCUCGUCGUCGCUCUUCUCCUCCACCCUUUCUUUCGACACCGCCACAAGCACCACCACCACUACCACAACCUCCGCUACGGUUGCGUCGUUCAGCGAUCCGACGUUCACCGAUUCCUCCUCUCUGCUGAUUGGAUCCACCACUGGAUCCACCAUUGGUUCCACUACUGGUUCCGCCACGUGCCCGGGGAUGAUCAACCCGUGCGGCGGGGGCAGUUGCUACAUGAGCGGCGGGGUUCCGCGGUGCAACUGCAGUGCGGUAGCGAAUAUGGUUGAGAUGUUGGGAGUGCCAACGUCCAAGUGCGUGCCGCGAAGUCCCUGCACGACGGCUCUCGUGAAUCCCUGCGGCGGCGGAACUUGCACGGAUGUGGGCGACGGGACGUACACAUGCGCGUGCACUGCGGGUUACGCCAUCGGCGCUGCUGUCGACGGUUCGCCGACGUGCAUGCCUGCGGCUGGACUCGCGAAAUCUUAUGUUACCCUCCCUGGCGACAACUGCACUGCGGUCGCGACAGCUUUCGGCAUUUCCACCACUACACUGACAAACCUGAAUACUUUCAUUAACUGCUCCGUUACAGAGUACCUUCCUCCCGGAAUUGCACUUACAGUGUCGGGAACAGUCACUUCCUUAUCCUCAUAUUGCACCAACACAUACACCGUCCGGCCUUCCGAUACCUGUUCAUCUAUUGCAAACGCUUACUUCAGUGGUUCACUGACUGCACUUGGUGCAAUCAAUCCUGGCUUAUCGUGCAAACGCCUGUUCAAGUCACAGCAAGUAUGUCUUCAAAUGGUUUCAGCAUCUUCUACAUCUUCAGCUACACAAUGCGGGCAGAGUGUUGCAGUGGCCAUGGGAGACACGUGUGCUUCGCUCUCAGUUAAAUAUGUCAUCAGCACCUCAACUUUUGUAAACCUCAACCCAGGUAUCAACUGCAACAGCGCCCUCGUCGUGGGAAGCUACGUGUGUGUGGCGCCCAAAUCAUCCGCUACCACCAUCAACUGCACGGGGUGGUACCGGGUGAUGCAGGGCGACACAUGCCCCUCCAUCUGGAAUGCAGCCAACCUCACCAUGUCCAUGUUCCAAGCCAUCAACCCCGGCGUUCAGGCUCCCUACCUUGGCAUUGGCCAGCAGGUCUGCAUCGACUCGCCCAUCCUCACCACCAUGCAGCGAACUCCCAACGUCUCCUAUUCCAUUUACACCGUCCGCCCCGGUGAAACCCUCGCCGAUAUCUCCUCCAUCUACGUCCCCCGCUGCACGCCCACCUCCAUUUCACCUGUCAACAUUGCAGCAGCAAAUUUCAUUGUCAAUGCAUCAACACCGCUUGUUCCUGGCACGCAGCUGAUCAUCCCCUGUAUUGGCCGCAUCGCCAUGGCUACUUUCGCAGAAGCUCCUGCUGGUAACCCCGACGCUGGAGCUAAGAUCUUCAAGACCAAGUGUGCUCAGUGCCACGUGGCAGAAAAGGGUGGUGGUCACAAGCAAGGUCCGAACCUGGCCGGGCUUUUCGGCAGGCAGUCUGGAACCAUUGAGGGUUAUUCGUACUCAAAUGCCAACAAGAACGCUGCAGUUCUGUGGGGAGAGGAGACCCUUUACGACUACCUUUUGAACCCUAAGAAGGUACGUAGGCUUCUGCCUGUGAGAUGA